Messenger RNA from Amphiprion ocellaris (clown anemonefish), 2873 nucleotides. Its product is annotated as nonsense-mediated mRNA decay factor SMG8-like. The record is from RefSeq and is a predicted model, not a curated record. The transcript is spliced from 4 exons. NCBI's taxonomy places the organism in Eukaryota, Metazoa, Chordata, Actinopteri, Pomacentridae. Gene Ontology annotation, biological process: nuclear-transcribed mRNA catabolic process, nonsense-mediated decay.
GUGAGUGCGCCGUUGUUUAUCCUCCCCUGCUCCUCCACCAUGAAGGAGGCCACCAUGGCUCUCUCCGUUAGUGUGGAGGCUCUGCAGCUGCAGGCGGACCUCCUGGAGGACGCUGCUUACCGGGACGACGGCCUGUGUGUGGUCGGUAUCUUCGGUAAGAGCAACAUGCAGCCCGGGCCGCUGAAGGACUCUCUGGUCAACACUCUGGCCGACAAACACAUCUUCUCCCUGCUCGGCGGAGCGGAGGACGGCGGCUUGGCUGACAGCAGCAUCCGGGCCUUCUACAACCAGGAGAACCGGGUCCUCUACCUGCUGCUGUCCUCCGUGUCCGACAGCCGGCAGCUGCUGCGGGCCUGCCAGUCCCUGAGCGCCGCCACCAGCCACUCGGACGCCCACGACUUCUGGAAGGGCCUGGACCGGCAGCACUGCCUCCACCUGCUCUACAUGUUCUCCGUGUGCCACGUACUGCUGCUCGUACACCCCAACCACACCUUCGACGUGACCUACGACCGGCUCUUCAGGGCCUUGGACGCCCUGAGGCAGAAGGUCCUUCCUCUGAUCCGGGCUGCCAUCAAGGACUGCCCGGUGUCCAAAGAGUGGAAGCUGAACUGCAGACCCUGUCCUCCACGGCUGCUCUUUGUCUUCCAGAUGAACGGAACCCUGAAGCUCCCUGGGAGCAGCUCGGAGUCUGGAGGAAACCCUGACAAACCCAAAAAACACUCUCCCAGGAGGCGGCUGCAGCACGCCCUGGAGGACCAGAUUUAUCGGAUCUUCCGUAAAAGCAGAGUUCUGACCAAUCAGAGCAGCAACUGCCUGUUCACUGUUCCCGCCAACUAGGCUUUCGUAUACGUGAUCCCGACCGCAGACGAGGACCCUGUGGGCGCUUUGCUCGGCCAGCUGAGGUCAAACUGCAUGUUGGGGGACCAGGACUCCACCCCGACGGUUUCAGGGCCGAGGCGUUACCAGCAGAUGCGACGUUCGGCUCAGCAGCCCAGCAGCAGCGGGGAGCUGAGUGGCAUGUCGCUGGGUGGUCUGCUGGUGGACUGCAGCUUGAAGGAGUUCCUCUGGCAGCACGUUGAGCUGGUUCUGACCAAGAAAGGCUUCGAUGACAGCGUCGGACGCAACCCGCAGCCUUCACACUUUGAGCUGCCGACCUACACCAAGUGGGUCCAGGUGGCCUCCAGACUCCACCAGGUCCUCAUCAGCAACUCAGACGACGAGAUGGCCGAGCUGGCCGCCAAAGUGCAAAGCCAGGUGAAGGUUCUAGAGGGUUUUCUUGACGCUGACACGAAGUUCUCAGAGAACCGAUGUCAGAAAGCGCUGCCUCUGGCUCACAGCGCUUACCAGUCCAACCUCCCCCACAACUACACCACCACGGUGCACAAAAACCAGCUGGCUCAGGGUCUGCGGGUUUACAGCCAGCACGCCCGAGGAGUGGCCUUCCAGCGCUACGCCCUGCAGCUCCACGAGGACUGCUACAAGUUCUGGAGCAACGGACACCAGCUGUGUGAGGAGCGAAGCCUGACGGACCAACACUGUGUCCACAAGUUCCACCUGCUGCCUCAGCCAGGAGAGAAGCCGGACAUGGAUCGUAACCCGCCCAUCCUGAACCACAACAGCAGGGGGCGCUCCACCAGCUCCUGCAACUGCGGCAGGAAACAGGCUCCUCGAGAGGAUCCGUUCGACAUCCAGGCGGCUAAUUAUGACUUUUACCAGACCAAAGAACUACAGACUCUUCACAACCUGCUCAAACUCUUGGUACAGGACCUCACCACACGGGUCAAGAAGGUUUCUGUCUCAUUUCUACUCUGAAGAUCACCUUCUCCUGCUCUAACUGCUGACAAAUGUUUCUGCUGCUCUAAAGUCUGAUCUCCAGAACUUCCUAAAAACUCUCAAAGUCUCUUCUGCUGCAGGUUGCUUUGUAGAACUGUUCCAGAAAACCUCACUAAACCACAUGGAGGGGCCUCAAGAUAGUUGUCUAAAUGAAACCAUACAAAAACCAAACUAGCACAACCCAAACGCUAAAGUCUCCUGCAGCCUACCAGAGAACCUCUUUAAACAAAGAAUCAGGACAGGAACUCUUACCUUCUGGACAACCAACGUUGGUUCUCAAACAAGAAUACAGAAUGUGUCUGACCAAAAACCUCUAAAGACUCACUACAGCCAAGAUAAAGACACAACUCAGCUGCACCAAAUCCACUAAUCACUGCAAACAUUAGCACCAUGUGCUAACUGUGGCUAAAGAACCUCAUUUACCAAGACAACUAUCCAGUACAAAGCCCUAAAACACACCAAGAAACACAUUAAAGACGAUUUUACUGCUGGAAGCUGCAAGCCAACGCCUAAAGAACAAACUAAAGCAAUGGAACCAAACCCAGUUCACUGGUGAAGAGAAACAGAGGAAAUGUUUGUCUGCAGCUAAAUAAAGCAGGAAGACACUGAGCUGCUCAGGUGUUCCUGAUAACACCAAGCAGCCACCUGGACAGCCAAUAGGAACACAGCUUCCUGGAAGUCCAGAGGGCGGGGUUAGUCAAGGAAAUUUAGUUUCAAGUUGAAGCAGAAAGUUAACAAAGAAAGUUGAAAACCACCUUCUGAUCCCUGAAAUCUCUGAGUUUUCACACAAAGAACACCUGAACAUGUCAAACUGGUUCCAUAGUAGAACCAUCAUUGUAAAAACGUCAUAGUAUGGUGUGUUGCUCCAAAAACAUUAGGACCCGGCUGUCAGGGGACAAACAUGUAAGAAACAUGAGAACAGAGAGAACCCAACCAGUAGGUCACAGUUUAUCAUCAUCUAAUCAUCUCCUGAAGUCCAUAUGGUGAGAGACAUCAGUAUCUGGUUGUUCAUUUACCAGAGGAUGCUUAUAAUCAUGCUG